Messenger RNA from Trichoderma gamsii, 1143 nucleotides. RefSeq lists its product as hypothetical. The coding region runs from base 1 to 1143 and encodes 380 amino acids. Gene Ontology annotation, cellular component: ribosome; mitochondrion. The transcript is spliced from 2 exons. Gene Ontology annotation, biological process: translation. Gene Ontology annotation, molecular function: structural constituent of ribosome; RNA binding. The record is from RefSeq and is a predicted model, not a curated record. Lineage: Eukaryota; Fungi; Ascomycota; Sordariomycetes; Hypocreales; Hypocreaceae.
AUGCAGAAACUAGCGAAGCGGGCGGCCCAGGCGCAGCGCCAGGCGUCUCGCCGCACGAGACUCCAGAUGGAGCAGGAAAAUGUCGACACCAAGCUUCGAAGCCGUCUUGCACUCCGAUCAGCAGUCGAGGAAGUCCGACAAAAUCUCAAAGACGCAAGAAAAGCCCGGAAAGAAGAUUGGGAAUUGGGGCCUUUGGCGCCUAAGCGAGACCUAGGAUUUAACGACUACGGCGCCUUCAAGGAGAAUGUGCGACAGGACUGGUCAAAUUAUGGCCUGCACCAACCGAACCCGAAAGUGAUUGAGCAGCGCUGUGCUUGGGCUGGAGGCGUGAAGCAGCUGAACCUUGCGCCUGGCGACAGAGUGGUUAUUCAGGAUGGUCCGGACAAGGGCAAGAUUGAUCGCAUCAAGUCGGUCCAGCCACAAUCCGGAACCGUUACUUUGGAGCACCGCCACCAGGCUGUUGUUCAAGGCAUGUUUGGCAACCCCAGUCGACCGCAGCCCAUGCCCAUUUCUAUCGCAUCCGUCCGCCUCGUCUACCCGAUGACGAACCCCGACACAGGCGUCACCCGAGACACCGUCAUAAAUCAGCUCAAGGCGGUACCUCCGAACAUGCAGUCCCCAAACAUGUCUUUGGACCGCUGGCAAUACGGCAAGAAGUGGGAUCGCGUGGUACCCGGUCUCAACGUUGUGAUUCCUUGGCCCGAGGUCGAGGUCCCAGAAUUCGAAACCAUGCCUGCGGACACUGUUCGCGAGCAAGUUGAAGACAGAUCAUUCUACUACGGACUGUUGUCACCACCGAUGCCGGAGCAGGUUGUGGACGAGCUGAGAAACAAGUUUUCAAGAUUCAGAACAAGACACGAGGCGUGGUACAUUGAGAAGAAGGAGAUGGAGGAGGCUUUGAAGAAGGGCCGACAGGAGACCAUCAAGGCUAUGCAGACACCAUUGGACGAGUUCCACGAGAAGAACCGGGAAGCUCGCGCGGAGCAAGGAGAGCCGGAGCUGUCAGAGGAGAUGCUGACCAAGAUUGGCGAGUUUAUGGCCAAGAAGAAGUCGGCGGCUUUGGAGAAUGCUGGUGUGUCUGAAGUAUCAGCAGCACCGGUAUCUCCCAAGGAUGAUACCAAUGCGCCACCGACAGCUCAGUAA